AUGUUAUUCUUUAUGGUCGAUAUCGUUCGUCAUCGUCAAAGAAUAAAUUUAAACACUAAUAAACCAAAAAGAGCUUCUCAGUUGAAUAUAAGCGGUCCCGUUGGUCGUAGUGAUGUAUUAAAACCCAUUGCAGAAACAACAUCGCAUCAUGAUUUAAAAUUAUUUGAUGAUCUUGAAUUAAAUGAGACACACGAAAAUAACCAUUCUCUAAUUGAUCAGCAUGCUAAUGACGAUGACAAUGCUAGUGAUUUAGAACAAUCAUUAGAGGAUGUAUCAUUGCCGAUAAAACGAACUGUUAGUCAUCAGCAUUCGAGAAGCACCGACGAACGUCGAUCAGCAUUAGAUACAGGUGGAAUAAAUAAUCUUCGGGCAUACAUUAGACAUCGAAAAGAUAGUAUUGUACAACAUGUGAUCGGCUACAAUUACGAUGACAAGUCAACAGCCGGCGGAUUAUAUAUUCGAGUGGGAACAGGAAGUUCGUAGUAAUGAUCAGUAUAGUUUUCUAUAGAGUAAACUGUCGAAUUGGAACGAGAAAUGAAUUCGUCUAACUUCAGUAACCUGAGUGAGUUCUGAACCGAAUGGACUAGAGCGAGUUUGUGCGGGCUACAUUGAUACUGAUGGAGGAGCUAAACAGCAAGAGGGUGAUGUAACAGGCGACCGACCUAAUUCUUAUGAACAUGAUUAUAUAAAUUUCCUAGUUUAUCUUAGAAACUUUUAUAUUUUUAUUAGAUAAAGUCGCAUAUUUUAUUCAAAUGAAAAAAACCCGAUGUAUUUGACUGCAGAAGUUCCAAUUUGAUUGAAUCAGAAAACACACUCUCCUUAGUAUAGUUCCUAGAAUCUGUUUUCUCUGAAAGUCUUUCAGUAAUUUUCAGAUUAUUAAAUAACUAAGAUCUUUAUCUAUAAGCCCCCGUUUUGGAGAAAAUCGAUUCAGAACUCACUCAGAUUACUGAAGCCAUAUGUUAGACGAAUUAAUUUCUCGUUCCAAUUCGACACUUCGCUCUAAUAUAAAUAAGUUACCGUGUAUAUCUUUAUGAAUCUCUUUCUAGUUUUUUGUUUUGGUACAGUUAUUCACAGUGCUUUAUCAAUUCUCAGCAAUUUAGAAAUAAUUAAAGGCACAAAAUGGGCAACUGUCAUUGAUGAUUUUUCUCGUUUAUUGUUUGCAAUCAUACAAUUCUUCUUUAUAUUCAAACAUUCAAAUGUAAGCGCUUAAUAUAUAUUAUAUUUGACGAGCUAACCAAAUAGUAUUUAAACGGUUAGGCUUCAAGAUAGUAUUUCGAGAAGACCACUAAUUUGAUAAACUUUGUAGAGGAAAUAUUUUCUCAUUUUAGUUAAUUAUUCGCGCUCAUGAAAGUUUUGCACGAGUAGGGGUUAUUCAUAUUGUCGUCACAAAUCUAUGUGUGUGGUAAGCACAAGUUUUUAAGAUAAAUAAUUACUGGUACAUAUUGUUUUUCUAAACAUUGAUCACCAGAAUUGCAAAGAAACGAUAAGUAGCUGAAGUUUUUACUAAAAAGUUUCAGAUUUUUGGCGGAUUUUUUCAGUCGCUCUCUUCUACACGGAUGCAUAAACCGACAGAAAUCUUGGUAAUGCGUUCUUAAAAGCACAAGAGGUCGUAUCUUAUAGAUGAGUGGCUAUGUGAAUGGUUUUAGACAUCGGUAAUUUUUAAAGAGAGAUGGGUUAUAGUGAUAUCCCACAGAAAAUGUAUAUGGGUACUUCCGCACAGGACCGUCCAGUAUUAUAUGAGCUAAAAGCCGGGAAGGUUUGACUAUAUGCGAUUGAUAGUCCUACUAAAGGUAUGUAAAGGUCCCCUAGAAAAAUUAUUUCGGACACGAUUUUUCC
Molecule: messenger RNA, 1836 nt
Organism: Didymodactylos carnosus
Lineage: Eukaryota; Metazoa; Rotifera; Eurotatoria; Philodinida; Philodinidae
Source: the annotation of a GenBank genome assembly